Molecule: messenger RNA, 1849 nt
Organism: Trifolium pratense (red clover)
Lineage: Eukaryota; Viridiplantae; Streptophyta; Magnoliopsida; Fabales; Fabaceae
Product: beta-glucosidase 12-like
Exons: 13
Coding region: 307-1791 (494 amino acids)
Biological process (GO): carbohydrate metabolic process
Molecular function (GO): beta-glucosidase activity
Source: RefSeq, a predicted model, not a curated record
UGCCGUCCCAAGGAAAAGAUGGCAGGCAUCCAUGCUUGGAGUAUGACAAAUCAUAUAAUUAUGGAAAUAAAUUGUCAUUUUCUGUUUGAUAUUUUUCCCUUUGUCUUUUCAGUUCCUAAUGACCAAGUCUCUUUCUCUAUGGAGCAUCGAAUCACUGACACUUCAGAUUGAAAUCAUGUCUGGUGUUUCGUGUCUGAUACCUGCACGACUUUGGCAUAGAAUCUUCUUACUAUUACAUAAAUAUAUAAGCCUUUAAUAUGCUUAUUUAUGUAUGCAUAAGACCAAGGAUCAUUUCAAAUUGAAACAAUGUGGUUUAACUUUAAGGGCCUUCUUCUUCUCCUAGCUUUUUGCAUUUCUCUGUUUGAGUCAGUAGCUUCGCUUAAUCAAAGCAGUUUCCCUGCUGGCUUUGUUUUUGGAACAGCCUCUUCCGCUUACCAGUAUGAAGGUGCUGCAUUUGAGGGUGGCAAGGGUCCAAGCGUAUGGGACACCUUCACUCAUAUGUAUCCAGAUCGAAUAGCAGACCACAGUAAUGGCGAUGUUGCUACGGAUUCUUAUCAUCGUUACAAGGAAGACAUAGGCAUGAUGAAGGACAUUGGAUUUCAAGCAUAUAGAUUUUCCAUUUCUUGGUCCAGAAUAUUGCCUAGUGGAAAGGGAAAAGUUAACCAAGAAGGCAUCACAUACUACAACAAUCUUAUAAAUGAACUUCUAUCAAAUGGACUACAACCAUACAUAACUUUAUUUCAUUGGGAUCUUCCUCAAGCUCUUGAAGAUGAAUAUGGUGGUUUCUUGAGUUCCAAAAUUGUGCAAGAUUUUGCAUAUUAUGCAGAACUAUGCUUCAGCGAAUUUGGUGACAGGGUUAAACAUUGGAUUACUUUAAAUGAACCAUACAUAUAUAGUAUCCAAGGUUAUGCUAAUGGCCAGUUUCCACCAGCAAGAUGUUCUAAAUGGUUAUCCCCAAAUUGUACCAUUGGUGAUUCUAGUACUGAGCCUUACAUAGUUGCACACCACCAAAUUCUUGCUCAUGCUACUGCAGUAAAAAUCUACAGCGAGAAGUACCGGAUUACACAAAAUGGUAAAAUUGGGAUAUCACUAAAUGCUCCCUGGUUUGUGCCACUAUCCCAAUCAAAAUCAGACAUAGAAGCAGCAUUUCAGGCAAUUGCUUUUAUGUAUGAUUGGUUUAUGGAACCAUUAUACUCGGGCGCAUAUCCUGCUGCGAUGGUUAACAAUGUUGGGAAACGUUUGCCAAAAUUUUCAAGAAGAGAAUACUUAAUGGUUAAAGGGUCCUUUGAUUUUAUAGGGUUGAACUAUUACACUGCAUAUUAUGCAGCAAAUGUUCCUUGUCAACAAAGAAACCUAUCUAUCUUGACAGACUCUUGCACUACUUCUACUCCUGUAAGAAAUGGGGUUCCAAUUGGUCCUAAGGCUGCCUCAAAUUGGCUAUACAUCUAUCCUCAAGGAAUUCAAGAUAUAUUGGAAUACACUAAGGAGAAGUUUAAUGAUCCAAUUAUUUACAUAACAGAAAAUGGAGUUGACGAGGUUAAUAAUGGCACAAAGUCCCUUGAUGACAAAUUGCGAAUAUUCUCUAUUGGUCAACACCUUUUGUACAUUCAAAGGGCCAUAAGGAAUGGUGUAAAGGUGAGGGGUUAUUUUGCAUGGUCAUUUUUGGACAAUUUUGAGUGGGGUAUUGGGUAUACCGUACGCUUUGGAAUGAUAUAUGUUGAUUUCAAGGAUGGACUAAAAAGAUAUCAUAAAAGAUCAGCUUUGUGGUUCAAAACUUUUCUUCAUCAAUGAAUAUUGGUUCUUAGCAAUGAACAAGAUUCAAGGAAAAGACGAUAUGAAUCAAGUGCUC